ACCUACAGACGUUUUUCCACACAAUGCAACUGGUUUCUUGGAUAUAUUUAUUGGCCUGUUCAUUACCUGUGGUUAGGAGUGCGUAUAUGUUAGUAGCUGCUCCAGUUGGCCAAAAUAUUACGGAGUAUAUGCAUGCGCGCCAGAAGAGGCAUCAGUUGAUCUACCGGAAUGGAGGAACCAUCCGUUUGGUAGUGGGUCCCGUGCUGUCCACUCAGCUCGAGGAUCCCGUGGUCUGGCGCAGUUUGGUCUACUACUAUGUGCUGCAUUUCGGGGCAUUUACCCUGCCAUCGGCACCACUAUAUCCCUGGGACAAAUGGGAGACGAUAUAUGCGCGUUCGUUGCAGGAGAAGAUCAGGAGCUUGGAUGAGACGCACGAGGACGACACUCGCCUGUUCGUAUAUGCCGCCUUGGAGAACUAUAUGGACCAAGUGAGUGGAUCUCCUGGUCGAGGUCGUCACUGUUUGCUGCGAGGGAUCUGUGAAAAUGCGCAGGUGCAUCACCAUGUGGGCAUCAUGGCGGAGCUACUAGUCGUUCUACUCACACCUGGUAAAACGCGCUUGGAUGUGGCCUACAAGGAGGCUUUAGCAGCUGGCCAGGCUGGAAUCGAUUGCCUAGCUCGCUAUUCGGAUUGUCCAAGGGGUGAAAGUGUGCUGGAUGCAUAUGCUCUGGAUGUGGAGUAUUGAAAAGGGUUUUUUUUUAAACUGAUGUUACGACUUGAAUAAAUCAAGUUAAUUCAAUGAUUACCACUGAUAGUGCUUUUCAGUAAGAUCAACUGGAAUCACUGUCAACUUUCGAGUAUAUCUGCUCACAUGAACAAUCUAGUUACUCCGUUGAAUUUUUAACACUAAUUGCAAGUGAUUUGCGCCCUUGUCGUCGCCACGCCCCCUUUAACUCCACCGACUGGAGGAUGUCGCCUUUGGUAAACCAGAAACACGAGUGCAUCCAUGCCAACAUCCUACCCCAGAAUCUAGGCGAAAAAUGCGUUAACAUUAAUGGCUUGUGGCUGGUGCAAGUUGGGCUUGGAAAGCGGUGCAGCGAAAGCCAACACACGACCGCCAUUUUGUCAACAAUGGCGUCAAUUAAAUGGAAAAUGCGGCACCACCAACAGCCGCCGCGCGGCAAGAACGCCGGCAGCAGCAACGAAAGACAAUAAAUGCGUCUUAAGUGGCACAUUAGGCUCGCAGACGGUGCCAAGCGGAUGGAAUGGGCUUUCCAACAGGGUGCAGCAGAUACUAUUUUAGUCAGAGAUUUCCCUAG
Messenger RNA from Drosophila melanogaster (fruit fly), 1257 nucleotides. RefSeq lists its product as uncharacterized. Bases 24 to 683 code for a protein of 219 amino acids. The record is from RefSeq and is marked reviewed. The transcript is spliced from 2 exons. NCBI's taxonomy places the organism in Eukaryota, Metazoa, Arthropoda, Insecta, Diptera, Drosophilidae.